AUGUUUGCGUGCCCGUGCAGUAGUGGUCCCGCGGGACUGGCAAAGCGGUCGGCACCGGGUCGUAUUUUGUUUUUAGUGUGGUUCCUGGUUUUAUCUGUGCUGCUUGUUACCGGAAAUAAUGUGUCGCUUGUCGAAGCGAAGAAGCGGAACGUCACCAAGAAGUACUUCGGCACCCUGGAAAGUACGGGCCCGAACUCCUACAGGUGUUCACCACAAGAGGUGGCGGAAGAGGUUGUUGGUGCUGUGGUGCUGAGUGUAAAAGCUCCCGAGAUGUCUAUCGAGUGCAGAGAGGGCGGCGAGUUUAUGCCCUUAGACGGCGCCAAGAGGUACCCACGCGUGUGUUCUGUGUCAGCAACGGACAAAACCGAUUGCGACAGAAAUAGUCAGCUCUUGACUGAGUACCUUCCAAAAGCACAAGAUCUGUGGUACACCGAAACUUUUGUAGACGACAACGCAACCUACAAAUUCAAAAUCCCCUCUGAUGGGUUUCCCCCACAGAAGCAACAAUUCAAGGUUGGAUGCCGAUAUACGGGGAAUGAGUACUGCUUUAUUACCGUCACGGUCGAGCCUGCGGCAGCGGUUGUGACUCGCCAAAAGGCGACGUGUGGGUACUCAGAAGCGGAACCGGUAAAUCUUGAGCUGAGCAUGUCAGAAGACAACAAUUCGAUCGCGAUUCAGUGCGGAGAAAAUCACUUUCCUCAGCCAUCGACAUACAGCCUUCAGUACUGUUCAGGGCAAUCUGUGGACCCGCAACACUGUGUCGCGCAACAUAUGACGAAACUCUUCACGAAUUUCAGCACAAAGUGGUGGAAGGGUAAGCCCAACUCGCCUGCAGGCACUGUUUUCACAAUUCCAGAAGGUGAAUUCCCCACCAAACCUACAACAUUCCUAGUCGGGUGCUCAAGCACUGUCGACGCGGGGCCUUUUUGCAAUGUCAGAGUAAACGUGGCAGCUCGAUCACAGGAGGCAGUUGGGGCUGAGCGUCCAUCAGGAACUCUCGUUUCGUCUGCUUCAGCCCCUGGCAUCGCUUUUCUGUCCCUUGUGAUCGUUGUUGGGCUUCAUACUGUUGCUUAA
Messenger RNA from Neospora caninum, 1074 nucleotides. RefSeq names its product SRS domain-containing protein. The record is from RefSeq and is a predicted model, not a curated record. Gene Ontology annotation, cellular component: membrane. NCBI's taxonomy places the organism in Eukaryota, Apicomplexa, Conoidasida, Eucoccidiorida, Sarcocystidae. The transcript has a single exon. The coding region runs from base 1 to 1074 and encodes 357 amino acids.